Molecule: messenger RNA, 5596 nt
Organism: Haliotis rufescens (red abalone)
Lineage: Eukaryota; Metazoa; Mollusca; Gastropoda; Lepetellida; Haliotidae
Product: frizzled-9-like
Exons: 1
Coding region: 340-2103 (587 amino acids)
Biological process (GO): non-canonical Wnt signaling pathway; canonical Wnt signaling pathway
Cellular component (GO): plasma membrane
Molecular function (GO): Wnt-protein binding; Wnt receptor activity
Source: RefSeq, a predicted model, not a curated record
AACAGUUUCAGAUAUAUCGACUGACAGUUGAAUGUGAGUAACAUUUACAUCUAGUCUGCGUUCGGGCAGGGAAACGGUGCUCGCUUCCCCACGUGGAGAUUGUUUUGAAGCAGUAAGGGGCAAUAUAAACGAAGCGGAGCGAUUGUGACGAGCCCGUGUCAAGUGUUGUUCAAUUCAACCAAACAUACACGCAGUUUCAACAGUGUUGGUGUAUCAGUGAGUUGUCGAGAGGCCCGAGUGUGUGGGGUUCCAAGUAUAGACUCAGCCGGGGCGAUCACCGGCCGUGCAGUGGUCAGCGGACGAACUCUCGGACAUUGAGGGAACACGACAACCCUCGGGAUGGAGUACCCCGAGUUGCGGGUCGUGUGUGUGCUGCUGGCGUGUUUAGUCGCCAGCAUUGAGGGUAUGUCUCAUUACCGUGACGGGAUACUAAACGAUAACGCCAAGUGUGAACCUAUCACUAUACCCAUGUGCCUUGACAUGCGAUACAACUUCACUCGUAUGCCUAACAUGGUGGGACAUAGCAAUCAGAAGGACGCAGCUAUACAAGUUCACGAGUUUUUACCACUUGUUCAGAUCGGAUGCUCCAAACUUUUGAAGUUUUUCUUGUGCUCUUUGUACGCUCCAAUGUGCUCUGAUAUGGUGGAGGAGACAAUGAUCAUUCUAGCUUGUCGGUCAAUGUGCGAGAAGGUGAAGAAGGAAUGUGCUCCUGUCCUGGCAAGUUUCAACUUUCCGUGGCCCGAGAUGCUCUCGUGCGAGAACCUCCCCGACAAGAGCAAUAAGGACAACUUGUGUAUCGAGGCUCCCAACGUCACUGAAGAGCCUGAAUUUAAGACCGGAGCACCUGUUGAGCCCAACUUCGAUUCAUUCAAUCCAGAACUCAGGCGAAUAUUCGAGUCAUUCAGGAAAACAACAACAGAACCUUCGAAAUACGGACGUCCUCAUUACAGGGACAGUGACAUCUGUCCGACGAGGUUCGUGCACGUGGAGAAACUGGAGGGCAACAACUCAUGCGCCCCUCGCUGUGAUAUCGACGUUUAUUUCCGCGAGGAAGACAAGGCUUUCGCGGAGAUAUGGAUGAUUGUAUGGGCGUCAGUAUGCUGUCUGUCAACAGCGAUCACCGUGUUGACUUUCGCCAUCGAUACGUCCCGUUUCAAGUACCCCGAGAGACCGAUAAUAUUCCUAUCAAUGUGUUACGCCAUAUACUCGGUAGCUUAUAUGAUACGGGCGAUCACGGGUCCAGGGGCUAUCUCGUGUGACAGAGGUCGAGAUGGACGGGAGUUCCUCAUCCAAGAAGGACUUGAGAGUACGUGGUGCAUCAUCGUGUUCCUCAUCCUUUACUUCUUCGGGAUGGCCAGCUCGAUAUGGUGGGUCAUCCUAACGGUCACCUGGUUCCUCGCAGCCGGUCGCAAAUGGGGCCAAGAGGCUAUUGAGGCUCUGAGUAGUUACUUCCAUUUAGCUGCAUGGGCUAUUCCUGCUAUAAAGACAAUCAUCAUCCUGACAAUGAGAAGGGUGGAUGGAGAUGAACUUACAGGAUUGUGUUAUGUAGGUAAUCAGGACACGGACGCUCUAACGGGGUUCGUCCUGGCCCCUCUUAUCGUGUAUCUUAUUGUAGGUACAGCGUUUAUUCUUGCAGGGUUCGUGGCGUUGUUCAGAAUACGAAACAAUCUCAAACACGAAGGCACAAAUAUUCGCAAACUGGAAAAACUUAUGGCCAAAAUUGGAUUAUUUUCUGUUUUAUAUACUGUACCAGCUACAUGUGUUAUUGGGUGUUUAUUCUAUGAGAGAAUGAAUUUCAGUCGGUGGCGGACUCUGGCCAUGCUCCGUCAGUGCCACGGAAAGGAGAGCUGUCACCUGGAACAUUCUAUACCAACAGUAGAGGUGUUCAUGCUCAAGAUCUUCAUGUCGCUCGUGGUGGGUAGCACAAGCGGGAUGUGGAUCUGGAGCUCUAAGACAGUUGCCUCCUGGAGACAGUUCUUCUCAGCAAGGUUUUCCAGGAGGAAGUCGAACUAUAAUGCAAACUACCACCAAGCACCUGUUAUUGUCAUGAAGCAGCAACAUGGACCUAAGUGUAUGCCCAAAGUUGCUGGUUCCAGGGUGUGAUCCUUCUACUGCCAGGAACUGCUUUACACAGUGUAUGACUGAGUGAGGAUUUCACAAAAUGGCAACUAUUAUUACAAAGCAUUUUUUGCCAAAUUAUCAUGAUCAUUGUUAUAUAGUCACCGGAUCUCAUUAUCAUAUCACGUGACUGUGGCUUGUGUUUGUGACGACAGUGAGAAAGAUUGUGUGGUAUCGAUGGACAAGUUGAAGAUGUGGAAGAUGUGGAAUACACUGACUGCCAAUACAUGACGUUCUGUUUCAUUUUCUCACUUUUAUACCUUUUCUUUACCGCAGACAGCGGAGCAUUUUUAUCAUGGAAAUUUAUACUUUUCUCAGGAUGCUUAAGGUAAAUUUAACUUUUUAAAGUCUUAGUCCCUCUCCGAGGUUUGUAAGGUUUGUGAAAAUGUCACUAGGUUUGGUAGGCCGUCAAGUCACCUGGAUGAACUAAAGAGAAACAUUUCCCCGCCUAAAGGCCCUUGGGUAUAAAAUUCGGCAAAUCUGAGAGAAAGCAAUGUUGUUUACCCAGUUCCUCCCAUCCCUAAGCAUGAGAGCACAUAGAGGAGAGCUCCUCGCCCGUCUCUCAGUUAACGGAUACGUUCAAAGACAGCCAAGUGAGUCAAUAUGAGGACCCGCUAUUGACAAACACAGUGUGCCGGAGUCCCUAUCUGUCGGCUUAGCUAUUGUAACGAUGUGUCGGGGGGCGAUCAGCGAGACAAACCCGUGUCCAUACCUGUGACCAAGGCAAGUUAGCACACACAGUCAAGCAAUGUAGAUAAGGGGGGUUGUACUAGGUAGAAGGUGAUCGUAAUACGAGAUUGAUUAGAACCUGGGCAAUCAUCUAUCAAUCAUGAUGAGAAAACACGUUUUAUCUGCGUAGAGUACACGAAUUCCUGUGUCAACCUUUUGACGGUCGAUGUCUCCGCUUUGGCCGUGCAAGAAUUCGCUUUGAAGUCCAAUGUAUCAGAGCAUGGGGCCCGGCGAUGGCGGCAGUGCGAGGCCUGCUUGUAUAGGGUGAUUAUCAAUAUUUUGGAUGAAUACUAAACCCCCAAUUUCAUACAUGAUAUGGAUUUUGGAAACCAAUACAAACACGAACCUCUUUGAUGUAGUUUGAAAGUAUUUUCCUUACGUAAGAAAAGCAUUCAUAAUCGAUCGCGCUAUCAGUAGUGUUUUUUAUCAAAGGAAUUUCAAUGACAAAGUGUUCUGGAUACGUACGCCGCAAGCCAAUGACAUGUAAUGCAUGAACAGUUUUUUCAGACUUGGACUAUCUAACCUCUCGGUCAUAAAACAUAGUCGAUGAGUUCCGGCAUAAAUAUUUAUAAAUUAAUUGGAACCAUGUGAGGAUCUACAAGUUUUAUUGUGCUUGGGCUGGACUGAAAGAAUCUCACUUGGCUAUAGUUUGCAAUAGCUUUAAACGGGAGCGGAAUAUUGCUUAAGGAGUAAGAAGCUUCCUCAACAGGAAAUUAAUGAACCUUUCGGCAUAUCCCCUGUGCCCUAUUUGUAUUCGAUAGUAGUGGCUCUGUGUUCAAUAUCCGAGUCAAAUACAGACGCGGGCUAUGUUUACGGAAAUACUAAAUCUAAAUAACACUGGCGUAUAUGGGCAAUGUACCGCUUCUUAUCAGGGAGGUGAUUUAUGCAGGUUGAUACCGAGUCGACGAGUGGCUCGUUCUGAUUUGAACAAACAACUUAAGGCAAUGCUUGUAUAGUUGAACAGUGUCAUUCGGGGAAAGCCGAUAUGAAUUAUUACCUAAUAAAGUAUGCUAUUUGAAACUGACACCGACAUAAUCAAACUAUGUUACAUGUAUGUGGUUAAACACUAUCAGCUGAAGAAUUAUCUCAAAUUCGAUAUAUGUACGAUAAAUGUAAAUUCGAUAAAUUUUAGCGCAAAGGGUAUAAAUGCAUGAAUAACCUUGCAACAUUUUUCAAAGGAUCAGUGCGAAAUUGUUUCUCACAUCUUGUUUCAACCGUUAAAUCCCAACCACUGCUACCUCAAUGAACAAACUUGUUAUGAAAAAACCCCAACAAAAGCGUUUGAAAUAUGGUUCAUUAUUACAUAAAUUCACCGUGAUAAAAGGUUUCUAACAUAAAUUUGCUCAUGCUUGAAAUAGGCAGAUCUACGAGCCCUCGUGUCAUUGAUUGGAACAUUUAUGAUCUAAGCCGGGCAUUAUGUUACCUAUGGAGCGAGGGCAGUGUGCACUGGUUGAUCGAUCAGUGAACGACAGGCUUGCCAUCUUAUCGAUUUUACGUUGACAGCCGAACAGAUACUUGUAGUGGCGAUGCUUCUUAAACGUCAUCGGUAUAUUUCUCUGAAUCCUUGUAAGAGAGUUUAUGUUUUACAAUGAAUUUGCAGUAAAUUAUAAAAAAGCAUGAAAAUAAUCGGUAUAAUUUGAGAAGUUUGAAAGACAUCAAAGACCUAAUUAAAUUUCAAGUUAACUGAAAAAGAAAAUCGACAGGAAAUGUAAAAUGUGUAAUUUAUUGCCGAUAAGUGAAUGUUAAAAACCGUUUCAAUGAUGAAAACUGUUUAAUUUAUUCCAAACAUCAACCGCAUAUUGUAAAAUGAUAUUUUCGUAUAAAACAUAUCUUGAAUCUUAAAACUAUUUUCAGUUUUAGAUAAGGAGAAAAACAUGUUUGAGGUCGUUUGAGUGCGCCUCAUAAAACUCAGGAUGUUGGAAUAGAGGACUGAUCUGGGGCUUCCAUAAGCCCUUAAUAUGUCAAAAAGAGGGAGCAAAAUGGCCCCGGUUGGUUAUCUGUAUGGACCAAGGUUGUGCCCCCCACAUUGAAUCUCAAUUGGGUGAUCAGCCGUGCUCUAGCCGUGUUCUACAUGGUGCAUAUUUUACGAGUCUUGUAAUAUGAUCAGGGCUAAUUUCAACAGGUAUUGAAACGUAUAAUACCGGAGACGGCUAUGGGAUGGGGAGGGUGGUGUUUGGUGAGAGCGAUUUGUUUCCCGGGAGAAGAAGCCUACGUGUUUAUGAAGAGGCAGAAAGGACGAUCCGCUCUGUUGUUAGUGGGCCCAUCUUGCCUGGAGAACAUUUACAGAUGGGGGCAAUUUACACAUGUGAACAUCUCUUUCAUGUUUCCUUUCCCCAAGGAGUAUCUACACUUUCCCCACAACUUACUUUCCCCUCCGAGCUGCCGCCUGUUUCCCUUUAUAUGGGUGGACCCUCUGACUCAUUGCGCGGGAUGGGUGUCCCUUGACAAAACUUAAAAGAUCACACGGGGUCUCUCAAAAGUCAAUCUGUUUUCAGCCAGCAUCGAGAUGCAAUAGUUGACAUUUACACAAAUCUUCAGAUCUCUCUUUUUACACAGCUUGAUAUGUUUACGGAUAUGUCUUAGUAGGUUAUAACGAUGAUCUAAAGCUUUAUUUCGAAGUACAGGAAUGUGUCCCAUCUUCACAUUUGUAUGUAAUAUUCGCCACUUUCCAUUUUUGUGUUCAUUCAUCCACAGGCGUUUUUUCUGUUCUUGCAACAGAAGUUAAAUAAAUUAUUUGUUGUCAAACUAA